Molecule: messenger RNA, 1858 nt
Organism: Cricetulus griseus (Chinese hamster)
Lineage: Eukaryota; Metazoa; Chordata; Mammalia; Rodentia; Cricetidae
Source: RefSeq, a predicted model, not a curated record
GUCCUAAGAAGUCUUUCUCAUUUCGAGUGGCGAGCACAACACACGAAAGCAUCUGUCAAGCAGGAGCCAGGAUUAGGGUUUAAUUUUGAGUUGACUGAACAGCAGAAAGAAUUUCAAGCAACCGCUCGGAAGUUUGCAAGAGAAGAAAUAAUCCCAGUCGCUGCAGAGUAUGACAGAACGGGUGAAUACCCGUUCCCCCUAAUUAAAAGAGCCUGGGAACUUGGUUUGAUCAAUGCACACAUUCCGGAGAACUGUGGUGGUCUUGGACUGGGGACUUUUGAUGCUUGUCUAAUUACCGAAGAGUUGGCGUAUGGAUGUACAGGGGUGCAAACUGCCAUUGAAGCAAACUCUCUGGGGCAAAUGCCUGUGAUUCUCGCUGGAAACGAUGAACAGAAGAAGAAGUAUUUGGGGAGAAUGACAGAGCAGCCAAUGAUGUGUGCCUACUGUGUUACUGAGCCCUCAGCAGGCUCUGACGUGGCUGGCAUUAAGACCAGAGCAGAAAAGAAGGGCGAUGAGUAUGUUAUCAAUGGCCAGAAGAUGUGGAUAACCAACGGAGGGAAGGCAAACUGGUAUUUUUUACUGGCACGUUCUGACCCGGAUCCUAAAGUACCUCCUAGUAAAGCCUUUACUGGAUUCAUUGUGGAAGCUGACACCCCAGGAAUACAUAUUGGGAAAAAGGAAUUAAACAUGGGCCAGCGAUGCUCUGAUACAAGAGGAAUUGCCUUUGAAGAUGUCAGAGUGCCCAAGGAAAACGUCUUGAUUGCUGAAGGAGCUGGCUUCAAAAUUGCAAUGGGGGCUUUUGAUAGAACCAGACCUACAGUUGCAGCUGGCGCUGUCGGGCUAGCCCAGAGAGCUCUGGACGAAGCUACAAAGUAUGCCCUGGAGAGGAAAACAUUUGGAAAGCUGCUAGCAGAGCACCAAGCAGUUUCAUUUCUGCUCGCAGAAAUGGCGAUGAAAGUUGAACUCGCUAGACUCAGUUACCAGAGAGCUGCUUGGGAAGUUGACGCUGGCCGCCGGAAUACAUACUAUGCCUCCAUUGCAAAGGCCUUUGCUGGAGAUAUUGCCAAUCAGUUAGCUACUGAUGCCGUGCAGAUUUUUGGAGGCUAUGGAUUCAAUACAGAAUACCCUGUGGAAAAACUGAUGAGGGAUGCCAAGAUCUAUCAGAUUUAUGAAGGUACUGCACAAAUUCAGAGGCUGAUCAUAGCCCGUGAGCACAUUGGAAAGUUUAAAAAUUAAAGGAAAUUGCUUUUGAAGAGAUGCUUCAUACUCGUGCAACUAAACCUCAAGGCAUUGUUUAUGCUUAAGAGAAAAAGAAGGGCUUUGUCUAUCAUCUUUCCAAGAAAUGAAGUCAAAGAUGAAUAACACAGAUCUGUGCAGUUUAUUACAAUGGUGGAAUGCACCUCUGUUGAACUCCAUGGUUUCAGGAUAAAUUUGGUUUAUUGGAACAAUGAGUUGUUCUUAAUACUCCUGCUCCUGGAUGAUAUUUGCUCUGUGAUAACUUAAGUUACCACAGCUGAUUUAUAAUUCUGAACAUAUUUACUUUGUUUUACACCAAAAAGUAAAAAAAUACAAAAAAAUUCACUUUUUCCAUUAUAAAACUGUAAGAAGUGCCGGGCGUUGGUGGUGCACACCUUUGAUCCUGGCACUUGGGAGGCAGAGACAGGUAGCUCUCUGUGAGUUUGAGACCAGCCUGGUCUACAAGAGCCAGUUCCAGGACAGCCUCCAAAGCCACAGAGAAGCCCUGUCUCGAAACCCCCCCCCCAAAAAAAAUGUAAGAAGUUUCUGGAAAAUCUUAAUAAUGAACCAACAUUUCAUUUGUCUCAUUUAAAAUAAUUCAAUAAAGCUAACCUUAAGCUAU